AUGGAGUCAACUUCUGCGAGUGACAACAAUCUUCAACAAUGUUGUGAAUCCAAUCAUACGUUUGAGCCUCGGACACCACAAGCGCCCUGUAACUUGUUAAGCCCACGACAUAUAUCGCAAAAUACGAGGACAUACAUUCUAUCGCCUCGUGUUGUUGUUACACCACAACAAAAGGAACUGGAUGGAACAGAGAACAGUUUAUGGGUUGCAGUAGAAAUAUCUGGCAAGCUCUCUCAAAUAUCUUCCACCAAGGCACCCUUCGCCGACGAGCCAGAGGCCAAUGUUGUACCCGGAACAUACAUCAAUCAUAAACUGGAUCGGUUCUUUGACUUUGGUUGUCUCUAUGACUUAACCAUGGAAGUUUUGGCAAAACCAGGAACGGCUAUAUUGGACGUGGUGCAUGAACAGUCGUGGCCAACGACUAUCUAUGCCGGCACUAGCGUCCUGAUUGUUGUUCAUAUCCUCCUGCGUCCUAGAGCGGGCAAACCCGAGGUUAGGCAUUCUCGAUCAAGGUCUAAUGAACUAAUGGAGGAAUUGGAACUUCAACUGGGUAAUGUCCAAACGCAACUUAUGGACAUUCGAGUAUCGUAUCACCAUUCAGCUUUCCCCGAAAUCGCAAAUGCGGAGCCACCUCAAAAGGGGCUCUGCAACCUCCAAAGCCGUAUGGAAACAAAAGCCACAGCAGCUAUUGGGCGUAAAACCAACAGUUCUGUUUGGUCACAUCGAAGCAAGGCACUGCAAAAUAGCCUUUUCCCACUAAUGGUACAGCAUUGGGGGGAUGAAAAAGCAAUCAGCAUGCAGCGGCAGAUCUCAGAUUCUCAGAUGCCGAUGUCGAGAGCCGGCGAAUGCCAUGCUGUUUCGCCCAUGCAACAAACAACUAGCGAAUUUCCCAUGACGUUCAACUUUAACGCAGACCAUCCAAAUCGGACGAGUGGUCUCCAACGGUACGUUCUUGACGGAAAUUCUAUGAAUCCUCGAAAUCCAAGUAGUGGACUGCGAACAAGACAGCGCGUGCAGCUGGUGGAUGGGCCAGAAAACUCCAAACAGGGCCCGAGUACUCCAGUUCGCGAUAUGUACUACUUUGGAGAGAGGGCAUUGCGAGCAUUGGCGCCCACUCCCUGUCCUGACGGUGAUGCGCUGCGCAGACACCAGAAUACAAACGCAAGACUGAAACGCAAGGACUCGAGCUUCUGGGAUUGGGGAUCAUGGUUCUAA
Molecule: messenger RNA, 1215 nt
Organism: Pochonia chlamydosporia 170
Lineage: Eukaryota; Fungi; Ascomycota; Sordariomycetes; Hypocreales; Clavicipitaceae
Exons: 3
Coding region: 1-1215 (404 amino acids)
Source: RefSeq, a predicted model, not a curated record